Durusdinium trenchii is the source of this 604-nucleotide messenger RNA. The record is from the annotation of a GenBank genome assembly. NCBI's taxonomy places the organism in Eukaryota, Dinophyceae, Suessiales, Symbiodiniaceae.
CGGAGCCGGCGUUGAACGUUUGGGUGCCUUCCGACCAAUGCUGUGUCCGCGGCCGCCAGCCUUCGCUUUGCCGCAACACAGGCCCAAAGGUCCUCCUGGUGCAGGAUGGACAGGCGGGAAAGCUGGCCCGGGCCUCCGAGUGGAGGAACGGCCAAAGACGCAGCCGAAGGCCUUGGUGCCGCCUAAAGUGGAAACCCGGCGGAAGGAUGCAACAGCCUGCCAAAGUGCAGACCCACCUGUGGCAGCACCGAAUGGCGCGAGGUCGCCCGAGCCAAAGAAAACCCCUGCAGGUCUGGUGCCCAAGGCCCAUCAGCGGGCGCGCUCCAACUCUUUUCUAAGGGAUCCUGAGGCGAAGCUGCGGCAGAUCUUUGACAGCGUCGAUCGAAACGGUGGGGGCGUCGCGGACCGGAAGCUGGGCAGCGGCCGGAAGCUGUGCCUCGAGUUCAGGUUGGUAGCGGCCUUGCUGUGGAUCAUGGCACCCGGACUCCGACCGAUCCCUGGUAGCUUGAGCGUGUUGACCGUGGCGUUUGUUCGAAGCAGGGUGUCCCGGCGCCAUGACCCACAGCCAUAGCUCCAAAAACUCUUAUCCACUGUUUGCAGUACG